Molecule: messenger RNA, 4274 nt
Organism: Neurospora crassa OR74A
Lineage: Eukaryota; Fungi; Ascomycota; Sordariomycetes; Sordariales; Sordariaceae
Product: G1/S-specific cyclin Cln1
Exons: 4
Coding region: 1338-2588 (416 amino acids)
Biological process (GO): regulation of cyclin-dependent protein serine/threonine kinase activity; mitotic cell cycle phase transition
Cellular component (GO): cyclin-dependent protein kinase holoenzyme complex; nucleus; centrosome
Molecular function (GO): cyclin-dependent protein serine/threonine kinase regulator activity
Source: RefSeq, a predicted model, not a curated record
CUCUCUCUCUCUCUCUCUCGCUCGCUCGCUCGCUCGACCCGAGCAAAUAUCUAUUCUCCUCCUCCCCUUUCCUCUUCCCUCCUCCUCCCAUUCCGCCCUCAGUCGUUCCCUAUUCCGAAACAUUUCCUUCCAAAAAAAGAGAUCCCCGAUCGUCCCGACGUCGUGGUUCUCUUGUGUAUUCCUUUUUUUCGCCAAAAAGAAAAGGAGGGAAGGAGGAGAUUUAGAUGCUCGAAAUCCUGGGCCAUACCGACAAGUUACCAUCAUCCCGGGCCGAAACACCGCUUUAAGAAUAUAAGGACCGGGUCAGAGAGUAGUUAGAAAGCAAAGAGAGUCUUGCAUUUCGAUUUGCAUUGCUCCCUCGUGCUUUUUAGCCUCCUGUGACAAAGUCAAGUGUCUGCUCUGCACUCCCGAGUCCACAACCCCCCCUUACCGCAUUUUCGGUACCGCAGUCCGUAAUCUCGUACUGCAACCCCCAAAAAGGGCAUUCUUCGGUCCGACGACGAGGACUUCCCUUGAUAAAACCCUUCCGGCUCCCUUCGUUCCCACGAACACCCUUGGGAUACCGGCAACACCCACCCAUCCCUCAUUCCCGAACCGAGCAACCCACCUCGCCGACGCCGACCUCGAUUCGAUAUCCACCCUACUCAGCGACUGCGCCUAUUUGCAUCGCUGCCCCAGCCAACCCAGCCGAUUCGAAUCGACAUUGCCGUCUCCGAACCCCGACGAUAAACAUCCGACCCCGUGCGAAGCCUUUGCUGGCCUUUUCCUCGGAGUUGAAAGAGAGCAGUGAGAGACACAUGCCACCGACCCGCGGCAUCUUCCAUCUUCACCCGCACGCCUGAAGCAUUUGUCGUCGAUCCAAAGGUUGCCUUUUGUGGGACACGUUAGCUCGUCGCUCCCACCUUGGUCACUGCAAGUUUUCAGAACUGUGUCGACCGUUGCGAAGCCCCUUCAGACGGCAUUAUUCAUAACCUCGUGUGUCCCGGCCACAGGCACACACUCCUCCCGUCACCUUGACGAGAGUCCUUCGACCUCUCGUCUUUUAACAAUUUCAACCCAGCCCGGCGUUAUCAACAGCCACCGUCACUCCUUCUACAGAAAGCAUCCAAAAGACUUGAUAUUUCAGCACACUCUCUAAUACUCUUAAUACUCGUCCGUUUACAGCACGCGAUAACUUCAUAGACUUGAGCCUCAUUCUUUCGGCUCAUCUCAACAACAACUAAUACUGCAACAAACGAUUUCCAGGAGAACUCGGAACUCACCACUCUUUCAGCCAUCGCCACUCUACGAGAAAGAAAAAAACUUCCAACAACAACCACCACCACACCCAAAUCAAAAUGGUUACCUCACGUCACAACGACGAGACCUUCUUCGUCGAGUCCGAUGACCAGCCCGCGCCAAGGGUAAACGUUCGGGAUGCUGCCAAGCUCAUCGCUCGGAACAAGCAGGAAAUGAUCGCCAACAAUCUUUCACGACUUGCUUGCGAUGAGUAUCUUGAGGAUAUCAUGCAGCAUAUCCGUCACAUGGAGGAUGAGACAUUACCCGAUGCUAACCUCAUCGAUAUGCAACGCGAGAUUCAAUGGUUCAUGCGCCCGUACCUUAUCGACUUUCUUAUCGAGGCUCACGCUGCCUUCUCGCUCCUCCCCGAAACCCUCUUCCUCACCGUCAACCUUCUUGAUCGGUACUGCUCCAAGCGUGUUGUGUACAAGCAGCAUUACCAGCUCGUCGGUUGCGCCGCCCUCCUGAUUGCCGCCAAGUAUGGAGAUAAGAAGGACAGAGUUCCCCAGAUCAACGAGCUCAACAACAUGUGCUGUGGGCUUUACGAUGCCGGCAUGUUUACGCAAAUGGAAAUGCACGUUCUCAACACUCUCGACUGGAACAUUGGACACCCGACCGUCGACUUUUUCACCCAGUUGAUCGUGGCCGAGGAAAGGGACAGCAGGGAUGUCGAACACAUGGCGGCAUACAUUUGCGAGAUUGCCUUGUACCACAGGGAUUUCGUUUCCACCAAACCAUCCAUCAUGGCACGGGUUUCUUUGGUCUUGGCGAGGGCUAUUUUGGGCAAGCCCGAGGUUAAUGAUGGCGAAUGGGACCAGGUCGAGAACGCCACGCUCUUGGCUCUUUCACAGCAUCUCCACCAGCCUUCCGUCACGCUUUCCAGAAAGUAUUCCAGCGCAUACCUCUCCAAAGUGUCUGGCAAGCUCGCCGACUUCCUCGCUCAGCAGGCCGCUAUCAACCGUCGUGGCGGUGCCCCGCCUUCCUCUCCGGGCGAGCUGACCCCCAACUCUAGCAAGGCGUCCAAUGUCUACAGCACUCCCCACAAGGGCCUGGGAGCCGUUCCUGGUGCUGCUGAUGGAUACAUGACCCCUCCGAUCACCCCCGACGCUGCCAGCUUCGCACAGAACGGCACGAUGAUGAAGGAAUAUCCUGCUCCGCGUUGUCCGGUGACCCCGACACCGCAGCCGAACUCGCACAGCCAAUCAUACCCACCAGCAGCACAACAUCAGACUUCAGCAUCAUCAACAUCAUCAUCAACAAAGGCGCCCUCGUACUUUGAGACCGCGCCGUCGUCUCAAGUUACUUACUGAGUUGAUGUUUCAGCUCAGUUCCUAAGGGUCUUGCUCCAUUGAGUGAGUGAGUCCUGUGUAUAGUGCUGUGUGUAAGGUUGGUUGGCAGCGAACAAGGUUCAGGUUUUUCUAUUUCUCUCAUCAUCCGGCCUGCUGCGAGGGUGGGGUUCCAUGGUCACGCAUCCAGAUACCAUAGUUUUUGACAGAAGACAUUUUGAUUACAACAUUUAAAUUAUCUGGAAGACAAAAGAUUGCACACAUCACACACUUUCAAGCGGCAUCAUCACGUCACACAUCGCACAUAUUUUGUUUCGCGCGAAGUGGACACACACAAUUCAGCGGCAUGGCAUAUUAGCGUUUGACAUUUUUAUUCUUUUUUUGUUUCUAUUAUUUUCUACAAACAAUAUUGAACUACCGCCAUUGGGGCAGAUAGUCCUUUUUUAAAAUGUUUCCAAACGAACUUUCAUUUUCCUCGCACAUUGAUCUCGUUCAUUUGACCGCCGGUUGAGGACCAUUCGUCUUCGUCGUCGUUGUCGUCCCAUCGCGGACUAGACAAAAUGGAUCCUUCUUCAGCUCACCGGCUUUUUCUCUUCCCUUUCCACCCACCAAAAUCAGCAAACAAAAAAAGAAAACGAGAGGAUCGACUAUAACACUCUACGACAACCGCAAUACAAACAUAGGCAAGCAACCCACGAGUCGAGAGGUCCCUUUGUUUUCUUAUCUUAUUGGAAAUUCCCACAAUGGCAAGGCUGGCACCCACCACUGCGGGCUCUCAAGGCGGAAAACCUGGACAAGUCAAUCAGACCGACAGACAGACAGACAUUUGGAUCGAAUGGAUGGAUGGAUCAAACCAAAUGGGCAAACGCAACGGCGCUUUGAAGGUGUUACAAGUCACCCCGAUCUGGACCACCGGAUUGACAAGAGGGGAUGGAAAUGGAAGGAGAAGAGAAAGAAGAUCGGUUAUCAGCUGAUGGAGGCAGGGAAGAGAAGGUGUCGGAUCGGAUUUGCGGAGGGGGAUGAAGAGUUGAAAAGGGAAUAACCAGCAAAAAAAUUUAGCAUUCACCGUGUAGGAUGAAGGAUAGGAGGAGAAAGAUGGGAGGACCCAACGAACCCCCGAGUUUUGCGUUUUAUUUUCAAGGGAAGAAAGGAUGUGCGAUGCCAUGCUGGAUUCGAUAUUGCGUUGGAAGGGAAAGGAUUGGAUGGAACAUUGGACGGACGGCGGCGGACAGGGACUGGACAAAUUGAUAUCAGGCAUGCAACUGGCAUACUGGCAUACUUGGAUUGGUAAAGAAGAACGGACACAUCAAAUAACUAAAAUGCCGUUACUGCAACAAUCGAGAGAGAAAAGAAAGAUAAUCCAAUUUCCACCACGGCCCUCCUCCCGCUUCCACAGUCGUCGCCAUUGUCGUCGUCGUCGUCACGAACUACCCAUUCUCAGUGACAGGAUCCCGUCCAAACCAACAAAGUUUCUAUUCAAUUCAGUUCAGUCAAGAGCAAGACGCACGCACAGAGAGAGAAGUUAGUUUCGUGUCUUGCGAGAGGGAUAGGAGGAUAAAACCAUGGAGAGAAAACAAGGACAAAACAACAACAAGAAACUCCGGCAAAUAGAGAGAUACCCCUGGGCAUUAGUUGACUAUUUUUUUUCUUUGACCUUUUGUUUGAUAUAAAUAUUCUAUUCUACUUACUGCUGCUUUAAUUCUUUCUCCG